Molecule: messenger RNA, 836 nt
Organism: Agrilus planipennis (emerald ash borer)
Lineage: Eukaryota; Metazoa; Arthropoda; Insecta; Coleoptera; Buprestidae
Product: cuticle protein 21-like
Exons: 1
Coding region: 75-779 (234 amino acids)
Cellular component (GO): extracellular matrix
Source: RefSeq, a predicted model, not a curated record
GGCAUGUAGUCAGUGCAGAAUCACUCGCAUUAUCAUCGGCAGAUACUUUCUUGUGCCAGCAGUACCGCUUCGAGAUGUUCAAAUUUUUCGUUUUCGCCACCAUGGCUACCAUCGCCAGAGCCGGAGCACCCGUGGCCUAUGCCGCUGCACCCGGUCCUUUAACUUACGCGGCACCUGCUGCUCACGUAGCGUACGCAGCUCAACCUACCCCAAUCGCGUAUGCAGCCCCAGCACCAGCUCCAGUAGCCAAAGCUGUUGCUGUUGCAGACGCUGACUACGACCCCAAUCCUCAAUAUUCGUACAGCUAUAACAUCGAAGAUGCCUUGACUGGUGAUAGCAAAAAUCAGUAUGAAACACGUAACGGGGAUUCCGUCCAGGGUAGUUACUCCCUCGCUGAACCUGAUGGUACCAGAAGGAUUGUAGAAUACACCGCUGAUCCGGUGAAUGGAUUUAAUGCAGUUGUUCACAAGGAACCAGCUAAAAUCGCAGCCGCUCCAGUAGCUUAUGCAGCUCAUCCAGCUCCAGUAGCUUAUGCAGCUCAUCCAGCUCCAGUAGCUUACGCAGCUCAUCCAGCUCCAGUAGCUUACGCAGCUCAUCCAGCUCCGGUGGCUUACGCAGCUCAUCCAGCUCCAGUGGCUUAUGCAGCACAUCCGACCCCGGUUGCCUACGCAGCACAUCCAACACCUGUUGCCUAUGCCGCACCUGUGGCCAAAUUUGCUUACGCCGCCCCUGUAGCGAAAUUUGCAUCGGCUCCUUUGGCUUACGCUAAAAUUCACUAAUUUGUCCUGUGAAAUUUUCUGUAUGUCGACUGAAUCUGAUAUAAUUGCAAGUAUUUC